Molecule: messenger RNA, 951 nt
Organism: Lactuca sativa (garden lettuce)
Lineage: Eukaryota; Viridiplantae; Streptophyta; Magnoliopsida; Asterales; Asteraceae
Product: protein FAR1-RELATED SEQUENCE 4
Molecular function (GO): zinc ion binding
Source: RefSeq, a predicted model, not a curated record
AUGUUAGAUAAGUUUCAUCUAAAAGAAAAUGACUGGUUAAGGUCUGUUUUUAAAAUAAGGGAUUUAUGGAUUCCAGCUUUUAUGAGAGAUCUUGAACUUUCUGGUUUGAUGCGAACUACUUCAAGAUCAGAGAGUCUGAAUUAUGCUUUCUCACAUUUUUUGCAUCAUAAAUCAAAUUUGGUGAAGUUCAUGAUGUCGUUUGAUAGUGCAAUGGAGAAGCAAAGGCAUCAACAAUCUUUAUUAGAUUAUCAGUCCACAACUACUACCCCCAAGCUAAGGACUCCUUUGGCUAUUGAAAAGCAUGCAUCGGAAAUUUAUACACAUAAUAUUUUCUUGGACAUUCAGAAAGAGUUAUACAAAUCUGUGUUUUAUUGUGUUCAAGAAUCUUUAGUUAUUGAAGAUGAAAGUGAAGUUGUAUUUAGAAGAAGGGGUGAUAGCAUUAACAUCAGUUGUAGCUGCAUGCAUUUUGUCCAGGAAGGAUUGUUAUGUCGUCAUAUGUUUUUCAUAUUAAAUAUGAAAGAGUAUGACGAAAUUCCAUCAAAUUUCAUUUUGAGGAGAUGGGGAAAAGAUAUCAUAGCUGAUGGAUUGUUGACAAAAAAAAUAGCAAAUAAUGAGGGUGAGUUGGCUAAAUAUAUAAAGCAACUUCAGGAGGUUGAUAGUGGUAUUCCUUUAUGUACCUCAUCAAGGGCAUCUUCGAGUAGAUCAGUUCACAUUGAAAAAAUUAUUGGAGUUGCAGCACCUGAUGUUGUCAACAUUCAUAAUCCAGAGGGGAUCAGAAACAAGGGAUGGGCCAGUGGUAAAAGAAUCAAGAGCACUAGAGAGAAAGUGAUUGAGAAAUCUAAAAAGGAUUCUAGGUUGUGCAGUUUAUGUCAUAAACCAAAUCAUAAUGCUAGGAGUUGCAUUUUGAGGUUAAAGAAGUCUGAUUUAGAAUCUGAGGUUACAGAAGGCUGA